Phlebotomus argentipes is the source of this 2097-nucleotide messenger RNA. RefSeq names its product vang-like protein 2 (gene Vang). Gene Ontology annotation, biological process: multicellular organism development; Wnt signaling pathway, planar cell polarity pathway; establishment of planar polarity. The transcript is spliced from 3 exons. The record is from RefSeq and is a predicted model, not a curated record. Gene Ontology annotation, cellular component: plasma membrane. The coding region runs from base 455 to 2092 and encodes 545 amino acids. Lineage: Eukaryota; Metazoa; Arthropoda; Insecta; Diptera; Psychodidae.
UCUUGACACGACGCUCGCUUUGUUUCUUCCGCAUAAUUAGUGCUCAAUUCCUCGGAAUUUCUGCCUUAUUUCGCGUGGAAACCCUUCUAAAACCGUUUUUAAGGAUUCUCUGGGGCGUUUCGUGCAGUGUUUGAGUGUGACUAAAGCGCGAAAAGGCGUGAAAAGGUGGUAAAAAUGGGAAAGUGAGUGAGGGAAUGGCGGCGUGCAUAGAAAGUAUCGAUUCUCCAUAAAACAUGCCUCAUUUCCACACCUUCUGAACUCAAUUCCGCGACAGUCGAUUUAGAAGCGAUUCUUGGCGGGGUUUCGGAUUCCGGUCACUGCCCUCACCGAUCAUCAGCGUGAUCUUGUUCUCUGCAUCGCUCAUGCAUCAAAUGGUGAAUUCCUGGCGUGCAGAUAACUGUCAACACCGCGAUUUGCCACUGACGCUGCCAGAGAUCCCCAAAGUCGUCGCACAAUGGAUGCCGAGUCCGUGAAGUCCGAGCAGAGUUCACGUUCCCGUCGCACGACUCGCCAGCAGUCCGGCAGCCACCGGAGCCGCCACUCCCACCGCAAUCACAAGAGCAAGCGCCCCGACAUGGCGCCCUUCCAGACCACCGUCAACCUCGAGGACUCGCGCGACGGCCAGGAGAUCAUCGAGGUGCAGAUCCUGCCCCAGGACGAGAACUGGGGCGAGAACACCACCGCCAUCACGGGCAACACGUCCGAGCAGAGCGUCUCCAUGGAGGAUGUGAGCAAUUGGCAGGGCGGCGGAGACUCGGGACUGGGAUUCGCCUGCCAGCGCUACAUGGAGACCACACUGUCGCUCAUCCUCAGCCUUGUGGCCUUCUUCAGUCCGCUGGCGAUGGUGAUGAUGCCGAAGCUUGGAUUCUUCGCACGCGCCUUCGACAAUGCCGACCUCACGCCGAUCGCCAGGAGUCAGCUUCUGGCCUGCAACGCCGAGUGCAAAGGACAACUCGUAUCGCUGGCCGUGCGCAUGAUCCUCCUGGCAUUGGCUCUCUGGGCAAUCUUUCUGCGCAAACCAGCAGCAACACUGCCCAGGAUCUUCCUCUUCCGCGCCACGGUCAUUCUGCUGGUGCUCGUGUCGACGUUCGCCUUCUGGCUGUUCUACGUGGUGCAAGUCACCGAGGGCACCAAGGCGAUCAUCGAGGGCGCCGAGGCGGCGGACUACAAGUCCCUAGUGACCUUCGCCACCAGCUUCGCCGACACGCUGCUCUUCAUCCACUACAUCGCGGUGAUUCUGCUGGAGAUCAGACACCAACAGCCCGUGUACUACGUGAAAGUGGUGCGCAGUCCGGACGGCGAGAGCCGCAGCUACACCAUUGGCCAGCUGAGCAUCCAGAGGGCGGCUGUGUGGGUGCUGCAGAAGUACUACACAGAGUUCACCAUCUUCAAUCCGUAUCUGGAGCGAAUUCCGGUGUCCAAGUCGCAGCGCAAGGCGCUGUCCACGUUCAAGUACUACGAUGUGGACGGCGUGAAUGCAUCGCAGCAGCAGAGCCAGUCAAGGGCAGUGCUGGCAGCUCAUGCGCGGCGUCGUGACUCCAGUCACAAUGAGCGUUUCUACGAGGAGCACGAGUACGACAGGCGGGUAAAGAAGAGGAGGGCGCGACUUAUCACCGCUGCCGAGGAGGCUUUCACGCACAUCAAGAGGGUACACAAUGAGCCGGCGCCGGCGAUUCCGCUCGAUCCCCAAGAGGCCGCCCAAGCGGUCUUCCCCUCGAUGGCCAGGGCGCUGCAGAAGUACUUGCGCGUGACACGCCAGCAGCCUCGGCACACCGUUGAGGCGAUCCUGAGACACUUGGCGCACUGCUUGAAGCACGAUUUGGCGCCCAGGGCCUUCCUGGAGCCCUAUCUCGUGGAGUCGCCCGUGAUGCAGAGCGAAAAGGAACGGCGCCCAGUGCAAUCUUGGUCACUCAUCUGCGAUGAGCUGCUGUCGCGUCCACUGUCGGACGGAUGCUCCUUCCAGCUCAUCCAGAGUGACAUUUCUCUUGUGGUCACAGUGCAUCGGCUGCCGCACUUCCACGUGGCGGAGGAGGUGGUGGAUCCGAAGAGCAACAAGUUUGUGUUGAAGCUGAACUCCGAGACGAGUGUGUGACAGGA